Molecule: messenger RNA, 4718 nt
Organism: [Candida] anglica
Lineage: Eukaryota; Fungi; Ascomycota; Pichiomycetes; Serinales; Debaryomycetaceae
Source: the annotation of a GenBank genome assembly
AAAGCAUUAACCAAUUCAACCAUUCCUCGAAAUUUGCGAGCUUGUGUAUCCACCAUUAUUAGAUGAAUCUGGAUCAAUUGAUAGCGUCUUCUAUAGAAUCAGUGCUGGAACAGGUCCAUGAAUUUACCUCGCCUGACAAUGUUGCUACCACAGGUGCAACAGUGCCAGCCAUUGAGACACUAACACGAGUCUUCAAACUACCUGGAUUUCUAUUGAGUCUCAUCUCAAAGUAUUUCCUUUACUUAUUUAAUCGAAUCUUUCUUAUUCUCCCCUCCUCAGCGGUUCGGAUUCUUUCAAAGAACUUUCAAAUCACCCUAUCACUUUCAUCUUUAUUGAUCUCGCUCACGUUAUUAAUUGGGGUUUGCUUUUUGAUCGUACGGUACAAGUAUUUGACUGGAUAUUCCAAGAACACAAAGGGUGGGUCCAUUGCAGGCGUAGGGCCCGGUGCUGGCGACUUGGGACUUGCUGAAGGAGGCGCAGGAACAACCUUGACAGACUCGAUCCACAACUCACUUCGGUCAGGGAACUCUUCUUUGGAUUUGAUGAAAAAGAACCGUAGAGGAAGAUCUACAUACUUGGAUGAGUUCCUCAGUGCCAUAAAAGUUUUUGGAUACUUGGAAAGAGCGGUUUUCCAUGAGUUAACUAAAAAUAUGACCACUCAAAGAGUGGCGGAAGACGAGAUUUUACAGUUGGAUGAGAAACGUGGAUUUCUGAUUGUAGUGGAAGGAGUGUUCCAGGUCUACAUAAAGGUCGCAGAUGAGGAUAACAAGCAAUCAGGCUCCCCUGAUUCUGGCGCCUCGUCCACCUUCUCCGAUCUUGAUUACGAGACCGGAGGUGACAUUCUUCGUAUUGGCAAUCUGAGGUAUCAACUUCUAAAUGAGGUGAAAAGUGGGGCCCCCUUAUCUUCCUUGAUGAGUACCCUUGACCUAUUCAAGGCAUCAAAGGAUGAAUCUGUAUCAAUCUUUAACCCAGAUCCCCUCAGUCCAUUUAGAUCGGCGGGUUCUUCAGAAGCAGUUCUGCCAAUUAUUGGUCCACUGGAUGGUCCACGUACUUCUACUGAACUGAAAACGCCCCUUAUUAUUGCGAGACCAAAGGUGGACCGCUCCAAAAACUCGAAAAAGUCUAAGCCUUCACCAAAUUCUUCUGGUUCGUCCUCUUCUGCUACAAUUGCAAUUAUUCCUCGUCAUGCAUUUGAACGUGUUCAGGCUAAAUAUCCAAGGGCAACGUCCCAUAUAGUUACCAUGGUUCUCACGCGACUUUACAAAGUCACCAUGAAUACCAUCAACAAUUAUUUGGGGCUUACGCGUGAGAUUAUAGAGGCAGAAAUUAAAUUGAACAAGGACUGUGAGGCUACUCAAUUACCUAGCUAUCUUAGAGAUGGUGUGGUUGAACGCUUCCAUAAAUCUGAGGUUGAACUUUCCACAAGUGAGGGUGGAAGUAAGGGGAAUUUGAGUGGCUCCAACGCACCUACUUUCCCCACCCGUCCACAAACACCGCCUAUAAUCCAAUCACAGUCUUCCACAAACUUACUCAAUAAACCAAUUAAAAUCGCGAGCCGAAGAUCGACUUCUUCUCGAUACGUUGUACUAGCCUCUCGGUACAAGGCGACUCAUCCAGGCGAUCUUUUAUCCUCGGUACCACUUUCACGAAGAAGUGACUACUAUCAAACCCAUAGCGGCGAGGAAGUAGUUGAACAACCCUCAUCUCUGUACAAGAAGGAUUCGGCUUCCCCUGCAGUUCAAUCAUGCCAUUCCAAGUCUGGAACUCGACUCCCCUCGAGAUCCUUCAAGAAAAGACGCUCAAUUGAUCGAACUUUUUCGUCUGAUCGUGAGGAAACUGAAGAAACUUCCCUACGAAUCGCUAUUGUUGAAAACCUUUUCAAACUAUUGGGAAUAUCCGAGAGAGAGCUCACUCAAUUAAUGGGAACUUCGAAUCCAUCAUCUCGAUCUUCCUCUAUAGUUGGUUUGUCUAGCUUGGUGGCUAGUGCAAGACCCCGUAUGAGUUCUUUCCAUUCUUCCUCCCCUCAAUAUGAUACCAUAAAUGUCUCAGAAGUCAUUGAACAUGAGAGGAGACUAUCUAAUCAUACAUCUCCACGACCAUUCUUGAACGGAGCAUCAUCACCUAAAACCAAUAAAGAGCUUCAUCCAGACUUUGAUUUUGAUUCCGUCAAGGAUGAAUUCUCUCAAGUGAUUCAAAUCAAACAGUAUGCACCAAAUUCCGUAAUUGUCGAGCAGGGGAAGUUUAAUUCUGGAUUAUAUUACGUCAUUGAUGGAGAGUUGGAUGUGAUUCACUUACAAAAGUCUGAUGAUGAAGAGGGUCUGACUACCACUUCUCGAUUGUAUUCCGUUGGACCAGGUGGGUUGGCCGGAUACCUUUCAUCAAUUGUGGGGUUCCGGUCGUUAGUUUCAAUCAAAUCAUCUACAAGUUCCAAAAAUGGUGCUAUUGUAGCUCAUAUCAGUAAGAAAGAUUUUACCAAGCUUACAGAUAAAUUCUACUAUCUUUUACUUCCAGUUGCGCUGCGUAUGAAAGAGCAUCUCUCGCUGAAAAUUAGAACUAUAGACUUUGCUUUAGAAUGGUGUCAUAUUAAAGCUGGUGAUGUAUUAUGUUCCCAGGGUGACUUAGCUAAUGGUUUCCAUAUGGUUUUGAGUGGAAGAUUCCGUGUGGUACGCAAGGAAGGUAAGAAAAGUGAUGAUAACUUGACAAUUCUUGGAGAGUAUGGUCAUGGAACGUCAAUUGGGGAAGUUGAAGUACUCACCGCCUCACGGAGAACAAACUCAUUGAUUGCAAUUAGAGAUUCGGAAACCGCUAGAAUCCCAAGAACUCUUUUUGAAAUGUUAUCCAUUCAAAACCCUUCGAUUAUGAUUAAGGUCUCACGUAUUGUGGCUAAAAAGGUACUUCUGGCAAGUAACAACCCUCUGACGGGCCCAACCACUGCAUAUGUUUCUUCGUCUACAUCUGAUUAUCUCUCAACGUCUUAUAAAACCAUCACUAUUUUACCCACCACCGCGGGCUUGCCUGUUAGAGAGUUCUCGGACAAACUUGUUCAUGCUCUCAGAUCAAUUGGUAGAAAAGUAAUAUCUCUUGACCAAGCAUCUACUUUAACCCAUUUGGGUCGUCAUGCCUUUGAUGAACGCUUGUCACAGUUAAAACUAUCAGGAUAUUUUGCUUAUCUUGAAGAAGAAUAUGAAACAGUUGUCUAUGUGUGUGAUUCUCCAGUGAAGCUGAAUUGGACUCUUACUUGUAUGUCUCAAGGUGAUUGUAUUUUACUAUUAGCAGACGCGGAUGACCAUGAAAUUGCCACUACAAUGGGUGAAUAUGAACGUCUCCUAAUUAAACAAAAGACUACUGCCCGCACUGAACUUUGUUUGAUCCACCCAGAGAGAUAUGUCGCUGCCGGCCUGACCAGUAUUUGGUUGAAAAACCGAAUUUGGGUUCAAGGACAUCACCAUAUUCAUAUGGAAAUGGAUAACGAAGCAAGAAAUGGAGGUAAGUUAUCACGGGGCCGGGUUCCAGGACGUACAUCAGCACUUUUCCGUAAUUUGGCAGCUAAAAUCUCGAAUGAAACAUUUAGGGCUAGAAUCGAUUCUGUUAAAAGUAGAGCGAUUCUGUCAUUUGUUAAACUUAAUAUGAGAUUACAUCACCGAGAAUAUCCAUAUAAACCUUUGGCAUCUCAUAAAAAUGAUUUUUUGAGACUUGCAAGACUUUUGUCAAAUGAAGCUGUUGGGUUAGUCUUGGGAGGUGGUGGUUCACGUGGUAUUUCACAUGUGGGGAUUGUAGUUGCAUUGGAAAAACAUGGUAUUCCAGUUGAUAUUAUUGGUGGUACAUCAAUAGGUUCCUUCGUAGGGGGUCUUUAUGCUAAGGAUUAUAAUAGUGUGUCCAUCUAUGGGCGUGCCAAGAUAUUUUCUCUCAGAGUUAGUUCUCUUUGGAGAUCACUUCUUGAUUUGACUUAUCCCGUGACUUCUUACAUUACAGGAUAUGAGUUCAAUAGAGGGAUUUGGAAAACAUUUGGAUUCGCUGAAAUUGAAGAUUUUUGGAUCAGAUAUUUUUGUAAUUCCACCAAUAUCACGAACUCCACUAUGGAUAUCCAUGAAAAGGGAUAUAGUUGGCGUUUUAUUCGAGCUCUGAUGUCCCUUGCUGGGUUGCUUCCUCCUAUUGCACACGAAGGGUGCAUGUUGCUUGAUGGUGGGUAUUUGGACAAUCUACCAGUAAUGGAAAUGAAAAAGAAAGGUGCUAAGUUCAUCAUUGCGGUAGAUGUGGGUUCAGUAGAUGACAGGACGCCGAUGAAUUAUGGUGACACACUUCUGGGGUUCUGGGUUUUGUUCAAUCGUUGGAACCCAUUCCUGACACACCCAAACGUACCAAACAUGAUGGAUAUUCAAAUGAGAUUAGCCUAUGUGGCAAGUGUCAAUGCGUUAGAAAUAGCAAAAAACACCCCAGGCGUUCUUUACUUGAGACCACCAAUUGAUCAUUAUGCCACGUUAGAUUUUGCCAAGUUUGACGAGAUUUAUCACGUUGGUAUGGAUUAUGCUGACAAAUUGUUUACCCUGUGGGAACAAAAGGGCACCCUUCCAGCAAUUGCAGGAAUGGUGGAUAAACUGAAGGAGAAGGAUCCCCAUAAAUUUUUGCAUAGAAGAAACAGCAUAUAAUGAAAAGAAUAUAUUUAUAUUUAUAUAAUGUUAAAUACAUAUUUACUGAGUCAAUACUUUGUAUGUAUAAAG